Messenger RNA from Mucor mucedo, 762 nucleotides. RefSeq lists its product as uncharacterized. Bases 1 to 762 code for a protein of 253 amino acids. The record is from RefSeq and is a predicted model, not a curated record. Lineage: Eukaryota; Fungi; Mucoromycota; Mucoromycetes; Mucorales; Mucoraceae. The transcript is spliced from 7 exons.
AUGCCUUCUGAUCCAAACGAACUUUUUGAAAAACUAGUUGAAGCUGGGACCACUGAAAAUGUUUUAAAACCAUUAAGAUCUUGUCUCUCCUGCUUAAAUCACCAACUACGGCUUAAAACAAGCCUGACACGCUUAAAUGCCGAGCGCCAGCCAAACUUAAAAACAUUUACCGAUUUGCUUAAAAAAAAGGUAGAUGUCAGGAUUUUGACCAAGUGCUUAACAAACAUGUUCUUUUCUAUAGCUUAUCCUUUCAUGUUGACAGGCCACAUGUCUUCAAUUCUCAAUCAAGAUCAAAGUAUUCUGAAUCAGAUCACCAGACCAAAUUUUGGGGAUGAACGUAGUUUAACUUUUUCGUAUAGGGAGGACACUAUUUCUGUCCCAUGGAAACAAAAAAAGUUGAGGUUUAAGGCUGGUCUUCGAAUUAUGGAUAUGCCCGAAAAUGGGGUCCGAGAUUCUUGGAUUUUUUUUUUAUGCGUGGGUGAUGGGCUAAAAGUUAUGUCACUAGCCAAAGGUAGAAUCUGCGGUAUGCAAACUAAGGGACACUUGACUUAUAGCAACAAGUUGAAUAUUCGUUUGUCCUGGGAAAAAUUAUCAGGAGGGAGUGGUUCAAAUUGGCAUGGCAAUUGGACAUCACACCGAAUGAGAUUUAACAUUAAACUCAUUUUUAAUAUGGUAGAGCGGGGAAGGCAGUUAUUGUUUUUUAAUGCUUGUGCGACUACAGACUUUGGUAAUGUCAAAAUCGGGAGUGCUUGUUGUACUUAA